Messenger RNA from Rattus norvegicus (Norway rat), 2544 nucleotides. RefSeq names its product plasminogen activator, tissue type (gene Plat). Lineage: Eukaryota; Metazoa; Chordata; Mammalia; Rodentia; Muridae. The record is from RefSeq and is a predicted model, not a curated record. Gene Ontology annotation, molecular function: serine-type endopeptidase activity. Gene Ontology annotation, cellular component: secretory granule; extracellular region. Gene Ontology annotation, biological process: proteolysis; cellular response to lipid; plasminogen activation.
AGUGAGGGAAUGCUUAAUGGAAGCGCAGACUUGUAGUUCAGCAGAAAGCGGACCAGCCAGCAUCAUCCACACAGAAGGGACAGUUCUUUGCAAUGACUCCGGGGACACGGAAGAAACGGGGAGCAAAAUGAAGGGAGAGCUGUUGUGCGUCCUGCUGCUUUGUGGAGUGGCGUUCACGUUGCCUGACCAGGGAAUACACAGGAGGUUCAGAAGAGGAGCUCGGUCCUACAGAGCGACCUGCAGAGAUGAACAGACUCAGACAACUUACCAACAGCAUCAGUCAUGGCUACGUCCCAUGCUCAGAGGCAAUCGGGUGGAAUACUGCCGGUGCAACAGCGGCCUGGCACAGUGCCACUCGGUGCCCGUCCGAAGUUGCAGUGAACCGAGAUGCUUCAAUGGGGGUACGUGUCAGCAGGCCCUGUAUUUCUCUGACUUCGUCUGCCAGUGCCCUGACGGAUUUGUUGGGAAACGCUGUGAUAUAGAUACCAGAGCAACCUGCUUCGAGGGCCAGGGCAUCACCUACAGAGGCACAUGGAGCACAGCAGAAAAUGGGGCUGAAUGCAUCAACUGGAAUAGCAGUGCCCUGUCCCAGAAGCCCUACAGUGCAAGGAGGCCAAAUGCCAUCAAGCUGGGCCUUGGGAAUCACAAUUACUGCAGAAACCCAGACCGAGACGUGAAGCCCUGGUGCUAUGUCUUUAAGGCAGGGAAGUAUACCACGGAGUUCUGCAGCACGCCGGCUUGCCCUAAGGGACCAACUGAGGACUGCUAUGUUGGAAAAGGUGUGACUUACCGUGGCACCCACAGCUUUACCACAUCCAAGGCCUCCUGCCUCCCAUGGAAUUCCAUGAUCCUGAUAGGCAAGACUUACACAGCGUGGAGGGCCAACUCCCAGGCACUUGGCCUGGGCAGACACAAUUAUUGCCGGAACCCAGAUGGGGAUGCCAAACCUUGGUGCCACGUGAUGAAGGACCGAAAGCUGACAUGGGAAUAUUGCGACAUGUCCCCAUGCUCCACCUGCGGCCUGAGGCAAUACAAACAGCCUCAGUUUCGAAUUAAAGGAGGACUCUUCACAGACAUCACCUCACACCCUUGGCAGGCCGCCAUCUUUGUCAAGAACAAGAGGUCUCCAGGAGAGAGAUUCCUGUGUGGAGGGGUGCUGAUCAGUUCCUGCUGGGUGCUAUCUGCCGCCCACUGCUUUGUAGAGAGGUUUCCACCCCAUCAUCUUAAAGUGGUCUUGGGCAGAACAUACAGAGUGGUCCCUGGAGAGGAGGAGCAGACAUUCGAGAUCGAAAAGUACAUAGUCCAUAAGGAAUUUGAUGACGACACUUAUGACAAUGACAUCGCAUUACUGCAGCUGAGGUCAGAUUCCAGUCAGUGUGCCCAGGAGAGCAGUUCUGUCGGCACUGCCUGCCUCCCUGACCCCGACGUACAGCUUCCUGACUGGACAGAGUGUGAGCUUUCUGGCUACGGCAAGCAUGAGGCAUCCUCUCCUUUCUUCUCUGACCGGCUGAAGGAGGCUCACGUCAGACUGUAUCCGUCCAGCCGCUGUACCUCACAGCAUCUGUUUAACAAAACCAUCACGAGCAACAUGCUGUGUGCAGGAGACACCCGAACUGGGGGCAACCAAGACGUCCAUGACGCGUGCCAGGGUGACUCAGGAGGCCCUCUGGUGUGCAUGAUCGAUAAGCGGAUGACUUUACUGGGCAUCAUCAGCUGGGGCCUCGGCUGUGGGCAGAAGGACGUGCCAGGGAUAUACACAAAGGUCACUAAUUACCUGAACUGGAUCCAAGACAACAUGAAGCAAUGACAAAGAAAGCCCAGCUCCUUAAACCCAGAGGACCUGCCUUCCUCUUCCUCUUCCACAGAAGAUACGCCUGAAAGGCCAAGCGUUCUUCGCAGGCUCGUCCUCCUGAGCUGCCGCUCAGCAGAGGGAGUGACAGUCUUUAGGCACAGACAGAGUUUACUUUGUGACAGGUACUUCACAAACUUGUACGUUUUAAGGGUGAAGGUCUGACUUUAGAAUCAGUUCUGUCAGAUGAGAUGACAGGGAAAUGCCAACCUUCCUAUAACUCUAAGAUUUUAAAAAGAGAAGUAGACCAAAGUCCACCCUUCCUGGACCACUAUUUUGUACACUGAACCACAAGAUCGUGUCUCAACAGUGAAAUACAACUUGAUCUUUCAGGAGUAAAAGUCUGCACUGAGGACAAGAAUGUGUUUUUAUAGUUACACAGGGGCCCAGCAUGGCCUCCAAGAGAAGGAAGGGGUUAGCUGAUCAGACCACAGCCCCCUAAAACCCUUGAAAUCAAAUAUUCCCCAUCCUCCCACAAUCCUCAACUCUUGGGGCAUAUCCCUUUGUACACAGUGUAGAUGUCUUUUUCUUUAUAAACUUUCCAGAUGGCUGGGAGAACUGUAUGAUUUUAAUAUUCGAUGAAAUGACACUAGUAUAUUUAUAUUUGAAUCUAUUUAGUUUUUACUGUGUUACUAGAACUCUGUAUUAUGCUGUACUGAAAUAAUAAAUUCCAAGGUAUUUUUCACACUUUUAAA